This is a messenger RNA of Phycomyces blakesleeanus NRRL 1555(-), 1227 nucleotides long. RefSeq lists its product as hypothetical. Bases 1 to 1227 code for a protein of 408 amino acids. NCBI's taxonomy places the organism in Eukaryota, Fungi, Mucoromycota, Mucoromycetes, Mucorales, Phycomycetaceae. Gene Ontology annotation, molecular function: protein binding. The record is from RefSeq and is a predicted model, not a curated record. The transcript has a single exon.
AUGAUCCAGUAUGCUACAAAGAAAGGAGAUAUUGAACUGGUUAAGAAGAUUUAUGAUUCCACUCAGGUUCCAUUCAAGCGACUCGACAAACACAGCUAUUUCAGAUCAACCCAGACUAUUGACAAUGCCAUGAUGAUUGCCUAUUCUCGCUCAAAGAACUUCCCUAUGGCUAAGCAGUUUUACAACAAGAUCCGUCAACAAACCACGUUCCCUAAUGCCGAUGCUUAUGGUGCUUACCUUGUGUGUGUCUGUGAAAAUACCGCUGAUGAAUUUGCCGAGUCCAUGAAUAUCUAUGAGGAAGCCAAGCUAAACGGUGUCCGCCCAACUGUCUAUUUUUACAAUGUCAUUAUUUCCAAGCUGGCCAAGUGCCGCAAGGGAGACACCGCCCUGAGCCUGUUUGAUGAAAUGAAGAACUUUGGAAUUACUCCCAAUUCUAUUACUUAUGCAAGUGUUGUAUCUGCCUGUGUUCGCUGCAGUUUUGAAACAAGUGCUGUCAAGUACUUUAACGAGAUGUUACGUUCUCCCAACUACCAGCCCCGUAUUGGUGUGUUCAAUAGCAUGAUCCAGUUCUACGUCCAACAGCACCCAAAUCGUGAAAAGGCCCUCGAGUAUAUGCGCCUCCUCAACCAGAACAUGCUCAAGCCUACUGCCCACACUUACCGCUUGCUGAUUGAAGCAUACGCCAACAUUCCUGCCUAUGAUAUGAUUACUGCCCAUGGUUUUAUUGCUGAGAUGCAGAAGCAUGGUGUUCAACCUAAUGCCAGCCACUACGCCACUCUUAUUCAAUCUUAUGGCUGUCUGCACCGGGAUGUUUCCUCGGCCAUGGCUGUUUACAACGAGAUGAAGAAGGCUGGCGUACCGGCUGAUAAUACCGUCCACCAAGUUCUUUUGAGUACCUUUAUCGAGAAUAAUGAAGUUUCUCGAGCUGAGGAAUAUUACCAAAACAUGUUGGCCAGUGGGAAAUCCUCGUCACCUUACAUUGAAAACCUGUUUAUCACAUGCUAUGGCGAACAAAAGCAGCUUGAUAAGGCCGAAGCUGUGUUCGGAAAAAUGGUAGAUCAUGCAGCCGGUUCUAAAAGUGUAGUCCGUGAACCAAGCACAUAUAUUGCUAUGGUGAACGCUUACCAGGCAAACAACGCCCGCGACAAAGCGCAGGAGGUUGUAGAACAGAUGCGUGCUCGUCAGCUACCAGUUAAGCUGAUAAAGCGUGUUCAGGAAUUGAUAUAA